GAGACGAAGCAGGAUUGCUGCAUGAAAACAGAGCUGCUGAGGGAAGAGAUAUCUAUGGCAGCCGAUGGAGGCUCAUCGGAGAAGCAGGGAGGAGAGGGCCCCCUGGCCUCAGACGGCGAAGCUAAUGGGUCCUGUGGAAAGAGCGAGGCUAGCAGCCACGUGACUGCAGCCCAGCACACUCAGGAGAACACAGCGGUCAGCCCACAGGACGGUACCAACAAAUUAGCUCGAAUAGCUGAAAAUGGGGUUUCAGACAGAGACAGUGAAACGGGGAAGCAAAACCACGUCAACACAGAUGACUUCACACAGACUUCUGUCAUCGGGAGCAAUGGGUACUUCUUGAAUAAACCACCCCUGCAGGAACAGACCAUGCGGAUUACCAGCACUUUGGCUUCCUCGCUUCCUGGUCAUGCUGCAAAAACCCUUCCCGGAGGUUCCGGCAAAGGGAGGACUCCUAGUGCUUUUUCUCAGACGCCAGCCACAGCACCGGCCAAGCUUGCGGAAGCGAGUAAAGACACGGAGGACAAGAAGCCCUCGGGCCCUGGUGCCGACGUCAAGGUUCACAGGGCACGGAAGACCAUGCCAAAAUCCAUCCUGGGCCUGCAUGCAACCAGUAAGGAUCCCAGAGAAGUUCGAGAAGCUCGAGAUCAUGAGGAGCCAAAAGAGGAGAUCAACAAAAACCUUUCUGAUUUUGGACGACAGCAGCUUUUACCCCCCUUCCCACCCCUUCAUCAAUCACUACCUCAAAAUCAGUGCUACGUGGCCACCACAAAGUCACAGACAGCUUGCUUGCCUUUUGUUUUAGCAGCUGCAGUAUCUCGGAAGAAAAAACGAAGAAUGGGAACCUAUAGCCUGGUUCCUAAGAAAAAGACCAAAGUAUUAAAACAGAGGACGGUGAUUGAGAUGUUUAAGAGUAUAACUCAUUCCACUGUGGGCUCUAAGGGCGACAAGGACCUGGGUGCCAGCACCCUCCACGUGAAUGGGGAGAGCUUGGAGCUGGACUCGGAGGAGGACGAGUCGGAGGAGCUGGAUGAGGACGAGGACCAGGGGGCUGAGCAGGCCGCCGCGUUCCCCACGGAGGACAGCAGGACCUCUAAGGGGGUUGUGCCAGAGGCCGACCGCACCCAGAAGACGGACGGCGAGUCUGAAGAGGAGCAGGAAUCAGCCGGCACCGGGGAGGAGGACGAGGAUGGAGACGAGUCCGAUCUGAGUUCUGAAUCCAGUAUCAAGAAGAAGUUUCUCAAGAGGAAAGGGAAGCCUGACAGCCCCUGGAUCAAGCCUGCUAGGAAACGGAGGCGGAGAAAUAAAAAGAAGCAAAGCAGUAUCCUGGGUUCUGAAGCAUAUACGUCAUCUUCAGGAAGCACAGAGCAGACGGCACCAGGAGACAGCACGGGGUACAUGGAAGUUUCUCUGGACUCCCUGGAUCUCCGUGUCAAGGGAACGCUGCCCUCACACGCAGAAGGGCUGGCCAAUGGUCCUGACUUGGUGGAGACGGACGGCCUUCAGGAAGUGCCCCUCUGCAGCUGCCGAAUGGAAACCCCGAAAAGCCGAGAGAUCACUACUCUGGCCAACAACCAGUGUAUGGCUACGGAAAGCGUGGACCACGAACUGGGCAGGUGCACCAACAGCGUGGUCAAGCACGAGCUGAUGCGCCCAUCCAGCAAAGCGCCGCUCUUGGUGCUGUGUGAAGACCACCGGGGCCGGAUGGUGAAGCACCAGUGCUGUCCUGGCUGCGGCUACUUCUGCACAGCGGGUAAUUUUAUGGAAUGUCAGCCUGAGAGCAGCAUCUCUCACCGUUUCCACAAAGACUGUGCCUCUCGAGUCAAUAAUGCCAGCUAUUGUCCCCACUGUGGGGAGGAGAUCUCCAAGGCCAAAGAGGUGACCAUCGCAAAAGCGGACACAACCUCUACCGUGACACUGGCCCCUGGGCAGGACAAAAGCUCCUUGGCGGAGGGCAGGGCCGACACCACCACAGGCAGCACUGCUGGACCAUCGCUCUUGGAGGACGGCAAGCCACAGAGUACGGCCCCCCAGGCAGCCGAGGGCUUCGACCCCACAGGGCCUGCGGGGCUGGUGAAGCCGGCCCCCGGCCUUUCCCAGGGACCAGGGAAGGAGACCUUGGAAAGUGCUCUGAUCGCUCUAGACUCGGAAAAACCCAAGAAGCUUCGCUUCCAUCCGAAGCAGCUAUAUUUCUCCGCCAGGCAAGGGGAGCUGCAGAAAGUGCUGCUCAUGCUGGUGGAUGGAAUUGAUCCCAACUUUAAGAUGGAGCACCAGAACAAGCGGUCCCCGUUGCACGCUGCCGCCGAGGCCGGCCACGUGGACAUCUGCCACAUGCUGAUCCAGGCGGGCGCGAACAUUGACACCUGCUGUCUGCAAGUGGAAGGCCCUUGGCCACCUGAGGCCUCGUCCCAUCGGCGUCAGAAGCUCGGGGUCUGGACCCCAGUGGAUGCAGAGGGCUCCACCUGCUUGCACCUCGCUGCCAAGAAAGGCCACUAUGAUGUGGUUCAGUAUCUGCUUUCAAACGGACAGAUGGAUGUCAACUGUCAGGAUGAUGGCGGCUGGACACCCAUGAUUUGGGCCACUGAGUAUAAGCACGUGGAGCUCGUGAAGCUGCUGCUGUCCAAGGGGUCUGACAUCAACAUCCGGGACAACGAGGAGAACAUCUGUCUACACUGGGCUGCGUUUUCUGGCUGCGUGGACAUAGCUGAGAUCCUGCUGGCCGCCAGGUGUGACCUGCAUGCCGUGAACGUGCACGGAGACUCACCCCUGCACAUCGCCGCCAGGGAGGACCGCUACGCCUGCGUCCUCCUCUUUCUUUCUCGGGAUUCAGAUGUCACCUUGAAAAACAAAGAGGGAGAGACGCCCCUGCAGUGUGCCAGCCUCAACUCCCAGGUGUGGGACGCUCUGCAGAUGAGCCGGGCGUUGCGGGACGCAGCCCCCGACAGGCCUGUCCCGACGGAGAAGACGGUGAGCAGAGACAUUGCUCGAGGCUAUGAGCGAAUCCCCAUCCCGUGUGUCAACGCUGUGGACAAUGAGCCGUGCCCCAGCAACUAUAAAUACGUUUCUCAGAACUGCGUGACGUCCCCCAUGAACAUUGACAGAAACAUCACCCAUUUGCAGUACUGCGUGUGCAUUGACGACUGCUCUUCCAGCAACUGUAUGUGUGGCCAGCUCAGCAUGCGCUGCUGGUACGACAAGGACGGCCGGCUCCUGCCGGAGUUCAACAUGGCGGAGCCACCCUUGAUCUUUGAGUGCAACCAUGCCUGUUCCUGCUGGAGGAGCUGCCGGAACCGCGUCGUGCAGAACGGUCUCAGGGCGAGGCUGCAGCUCUACCGGACACACAACAUGGGCUGGGGCGUGCGGUCCCUGCAGGACAUCCCCCUGGGCACCUUCGUCUGCGAGUAUGUGGGAGAGCUCAUCUCUGACUCGGAAGCUGACGUUCGGGAAGAAGACUCUUACCUCUUUGAUCUUGACAAUAAGGAAAGUGCAGGUCGAGGUGGGGACGGCAUCUGCGUGGUGCCCAGAACUGGCACCAGCCACGCAGGCCUCGUGCAGGCAGGUCUAACGGAGCAGCUCGAGGGUGAUGGUGUCUUCGGCAGGUGCCACGCAGGGAGCCUGGGCUGA
Molecule: messenger RNA, 3624 nt
Organism: Puma concolor (puma)
Lineage: Eukaryota; Metazoa; Chordata; Mammalia; Carnivora; Felidae
Source: RefSeq, a predicted model, not a curated record